AAAAUCUCAGUUUGAAGGUUGAAGUAGCUGCUAGGGUUUCGUAUCGCCGCCGCCUUCAAAAUGAUCUACGACGUCAACUCCCCUCUCUUCCGCUCCUUCCUCAGCCAGAAGGGCGGCGCCUCCGAGAAGAGGAGAAUGGAAGAGCAGAAGCCUAAGGAGCAGAAACCGAAAGCUAAUGAGAACAAGCCUGUUAUGACAGAGUGAAAGGUGCCAUGUUUUGUGUGCUUUAGGAUGUGGAGAGGGUGGUGUCACAUAAUUCUGUUGUAGUUGCUGCUAUAACUUGUUAUGCCCGAUAGGAUUGGUAGUUGUUUCAGAAUGCUGUUAUAACUGUUAUAAUUUCUUUUCUAAAAUGGAAUGAACUUUUGGCUCUUUGCUUGUCAUUGAUCUUUCUAA
This is a messenger RNA of Rubroshorea leprosula, 393 nucleotides long. Lineage: Eukaryota; Viridiplantae; Streptophyta; Magnoliopsida; Malvales; Dipterocarpaceae. The record is from the annotation of a GenBank genome assembly.